AUGGCCAUGAGAGUGUGCGCACUGCAUCCAGGCAUCUGGUGUGGAAGCACGCCAAUGUCAAGCAGCGCCGACAUCAUCAGUAGAAGCGCAUCUCCCACAGGGCAUGGCGGCUAUGCUGGCGGUGCUUGA
Molecule: messenger RNA, 129 nt
Organism: Parastagonospora nodorum SN15
Lineage: Eukaryota; Fungi; Ascomycota; Dothideomycetes; Pleosporales; Phaeosphaeriaceae
Exons: 2
Coding region: 1-129 (42 amino acids)
Source: RefSeq, a predicted model, not a curated record